Pistacia vera is the source of this 991-nucleotide messenger RNA. Its product is annotated as release factor glutamine methyltransferase-like. The record is from RefSeq and is a predicted model, not a curated record. Gene Ontology annotation, molecular function: protein methyltransferase activity; nucleic acid binding. Gene Ontology annotation, biological process: protein methylation. NCBI's taxonomy places the organism in Eukaryota, Viridiplantae, Streptophyta, Magnoliopsida, Sapindales, Anacardiaceae. The transcript is spliced from 2 exons. The coding region runs from base 2 to 991 and encodes 329 amino acids.
AAUGAAGAUAAGCUUAAUCCGAACAUACACUUUCCCAAUUUUUCGUAAACCUUCUCUUCCUUUUCACUCUACUUUCCAUAAACCCAUUUCCUUUUCAUCAUCUUCUUCUUCUCUAAAACCCAAAACCCCACUCUUUUUACGCCCACCAACCCACUCAACCCCUCUCUCAGACCUCAAAAAAUGGUACACAUGGGCCAAAACUCUCGCCUCCUCGGUCGGCUCCUCCUUUCUUCACUCGGACAACGGCCCCGACUCCUCUCUUCUUUGCAGAGAACUCAACUGGCUGUUGGAGGACUCUGUCGAAGACCAUUCACUCAUUCCCCAACUGGGUAUCCAAGAAAGUCCCCAACAUGUUAUUUUGAGGGUGGAUUUGGAUGAGUUGUAUUGUUUGUGGAAGGAGAGGAUUGAAAAAAGGAAACCUUUACAGUAUUUGGUGGGGUGUGAGCAUUGGAGGGACUUGGUUUUGUGUGUUGAAGAAGGGGUUUUUAUUCCGAGGCCGGAGACCGAGUUGAUGGUUGAUAUGGUGAGUGAUUUGAUAGAGAAGAAUGAGGAGUUGAGAGAAGGGUUGUGGGUUGAUUUGGGGACUGGUUCUGGUGCUAUUGCCAUUGGGAUUGGUAGAGUUUUGGGGAAGCAAGGGAAGGUUAUUGCCAUUGAUUUGAAUCCUGUGGCUUGUUCUGUGGCCGCUCUUAACGUGCAGAGGUAUGGUUUGCAGGAUGAGAUUGAGGUAAGGCGGGGAUUUUGGUUCGAAACAUUGAAGGAUGUCGAAGGCAAGCUUUCUGGUGUUGUGAGUAACCCACCAUACAUACCAAGUGACCAUAUCUCUGGGCUUCAAGCUGAAGUUGGUGAACACGAACCAAGACUUGCCUUAGAUGGUGGUCCUAAUGGCCUGGAAGAUCUUCUCCAUCUAUGCAAUGGGGCUGCUUCAAUGCUGAAACCUGGUGGAUUUUUGGCAUUUGAGGUAUCGGCUCUUCUUUCUUGGAAGUUGAAGUAA